GGCAACUCCAAUGUAGUGAAGUCCAUAUACAAUUGGGGCAGCAACUCCAAAGCCUUGGAAUUUGGUUCCAAGAAGAAGGGAAGCUGUACAGUGAGUGACUCAGAGAGGUGGCUUCCCUUUGAAGUAUUGAUAAGGGUUUCUUUGUUCAAUCCUCUCGUCCGAUCGACAUGGUUUUGAAGGCUGGUUUCAGAGAGGCGGCGCCAUUUGCAGCAAUGGUGGCCGUCGAGUGGGGGGAAGUCGGCAUGGUAACGCUCGCCAAAGCGGCCUUCAACAGUGGCAUGAGCACCUUCGUUUACCUCGUCUACUACAAUUCCCUCGGCGUAAUCCUCCUUUUCCCGUUCUUCCUCUUUCGCACCUAUUACAGGAAGAAGCGGCCUCAUCUCACUUCGGCGCUCCUUGUUAGAUUCUUCAUUCUCGGCUUGUUUGGGAGAGCCUUGCUGAUGUUUGGGUAUUUAGGGCAGAUACAGCUCUCCAGCUUUGGCUGCGGCUUUGGCCAAUCUUAUACCCGUUUUUACAUUCUUGCUUGCCAUUAUAUUCGGGAUGGAGAGAUUAGAUAUGAGGAGCUCAAGCAGUAUAGCUAAAUCUUUCGGGACCUUAGUGGCAGUAUUUGGAGCAUUUGUGGAGACUCUUUAUAAGGGCCCACCGAUAAUAUCUGGCACAGCACAAUCUGACUUACAUUCUCAGGAUCUUAGACCCCAGGGAUCAAACUGGGCUCUUGGAGGCCUUCUGCUUGCAAUUGCUUUCUUAUCUAUUGCCACAUGGAACAUUUUGCAGGCAGCAACUGUGAAGCAAUAUCCAGAAAAAGUGACAGUGGUCUUUUUCUUCACAUUGUUUGGGACAAUGCAAUGCGCAAUAGUCUCUUCCAUUGUGGAAAGAAAUCCAAGUGCUUGGACGUUGAACCCUGGCAUUGCAAUGAUUGCUAUUGUGUAUUCGGCAACAUUUGGGAUUGUGCUUCGCUACAAUAUUGUUACAUGGUGUUUACUGGAGAAGGGACCUCUCUUUGUAGCCAUGUUUAAACCGCUGGGAAUGGUCAUUGCAGUAAUUGCAGGAAUGGUGUUCUUUGGGGAUAGUCUACAUCUUGGCAGUGUAAUUGGAGCAAUGGUGAUAGCUCUUGGAUUUUACACAGUGAUGUGGGGGCAAGCCAAGGAAAGGACAUGGUCACAGACAGUGCCUUUAGAAGAUUGGAAGCAUCGAGACGACAUGUAAGUUAUCAACUCAGACUUGACGGAUACUAGGUACUAUAUUUACUGAAUUUUUGGAAGGAAAAGUCAUCGAGAUACACACUUUUUACUUGGGACACUCAGAUCCUACCCUUGAUUUUUCUAAAUACAAUACACGGCUUUGAUAGAAAUUUGAGGCUAAUGUUGAACAAACUGCAGUGAAGUAGCCACCACUAAGAUACUACAUCUUCUGUAAUGAGGCCAUUUGGUCUUGUUUAAACUUCUGUUUCUUCUCAAUUUUUAUAUAGGAAUUAAAAUGAGACUUCUUUUACCUUUUUUUUUUUUUCAUUUUU
Messenger RNA from Diospyros lotus (date-plum), 1513 nucleotides. Its product is annotated as WAT1-related protein At5g40240-like. The transcript is spliced from 7 exons. The record is from RefSeq and is a predicted model, not a curated record. Lineage: Eukaryota; Viridiplantae; Streptophyta; Magnoliopsida; Ericales; Ebenaceae. Gene Ontology annotation, molecular function: transmembrane transporter activity. Bases 541 to 1206 code for a protein of 221 amino acids. Gene Ontology annotation, cellular component: plasma membrane.